CUUGCGGUAGUAGUACAUACUUCCAGUAUUACUGUGAAGAGAACUUUGAAAGCACGAUUUAUUGUCAUCUCUUUGAAGGCAUUUUUGGACGAGCCUUUCUGACUCUCCACCCGGAUGGUUUGGGUAGUGACCAUCUGGCCUGUGGUUUUUAUCCUUCGAGUGCUGUUGCCAGAACAGAAGGUGUAUUCACACCAUUUGAAACUAAACCACACUAGCAGCUUAAACAAAGCCACUGGACUUCAUGCAAAAGCAGGUUAUUUUGGCAGGAGAAGACUACUGACCUGAGAUGGAAGUCAAAACAUCAUUUAGCAAAGCCAGUAGAAUUCCUGAAACUGUAUCCACGUUAAUUAAUGAAGAUUUUGUCCUGGUUCAUCAGCAGUCUGAGGACUCCUCUGGAAAAGAUGAAAAGCCUCAGCUAAAGGUAUUUUCAAAUGGAGAUGAUCAGCUGGAGAAGGCAAUGGAAGAGAUACUGAGGGAUUCUGAAAAAGACCAGAACAACUUCACUACUCUCCAAGAAGGUUCCAGUGAUGCCUGCAGCCAGGCAGCUGGAGAUGGGUCAGCAGGUCAAACAAAUCAGCCAUCUUUGCACCUUGUUUUAGACCCUUCUACUACAGAAGUGUCUGCACCAAGGCCAUCUUCUCCUACUGAACCCCUGGAAGAGGACAGUGUGUUGUUUAACAAACUGACUUAUUUAGGUUGCAUGAAGGUGUCUGCCCCUCGGAAUGAGCCAGAAGCUCUACGUGCCAUGGCAAACAUGAAAUACUCAUGUCAGGCCCCUUUACCCGUAACACUUUAUGUUCCAAAUGUUCCAGAAGGCUCUGUAAGAAUAAUAGAUCAAUUGAGCAAUGUGGAGAUAGCUUCUUUUCCGAUCUAUAAGGUGCUGUUUUGUGUGCGUGGACAAACUGGAACUUCAGAGAGUGACUGUUUUGCAUUCACUGAAAGCAGUUGUGGAACAGAGGAGUUCCAGAUUCAUGUUUUCUCCUGUGAGAUUAAAGAGGCAGUCAGCCGAAUUUUAUAUAGUUUCUCAACAGCAUUCAAACGUUCUUCCAAACAAGCAUCUGAUCACGUUAAGGACUUUGUUCUUCCUACUCCAGAUAGUGAUGUGUACACUUUCAGUGUUUCCUUAGAAGUCAAAGAAGAUGACGGAAAAGGAAAUUUUAGCCCAGUCCCAAAGGAUAGAGAUAAAUUGUAUUUCAAACUUAAACAGGGAAUCGAGAAGAAAGUGGUCAUUACAGUUCAACAACUCUCGAACAAAGAACUGGCCAUUGAAAGAUGCUUUGGGAUGCUACUAAGCCCUGGACGAAAUGUGAAGAACAGUGACAUGCAUUUACUAGACAUGGAAUCCAUGGGAAAGAGUUCUGAUGGGAAGGCUUACAUAAUUACAGGAAUAUGGAAUCCUAAUGCACCGAUGUUUCUAGUACUUAAUGAGGAAACACCUAAAGAUAAGCGUGUGUACAUGACUGUGGCAGUGGAUAUGGUUGUCACUGAAGUAGUAGAACCAGUGCGUUUUUUGCUGGAGACGGUUGUGCGCGUGUAUCCUGCUAACGAACGUUUCUGGUACUUCAGCAGAAAAACCUUCACAGAAACGUUUUAUAUGAAGCUAAAACAGUCUGAAGGAAAAAGCCACACAAGUGCUGGGGAUCCAAUUUAUGAGGUGGUCAGUCUACAAAGAGAAUCUGCAAGAGAGGAAGAACUGGUCAGCCCAACAAGUGGAGGAGGGCCCUUAUCAUCCCAGGAGGAUGAGGCAGACGAAGAGAGUGAUAAUGAACUCUCCAGUGGCACUGGUGAUGUGUCAAAGGAUUGUCCUGAGAAGAUUUUGUAUUCCUGGGGAGAAUUACUAGUGAGAUGGCACAAUAAUCUUGUCGUGAGGCCUAAUGGAUUAUCUGCACUGGUGAAAAGAGGUGUUCCCGAAGCGCUGAGAGCAGAGGUUUGGCAGUUGCUGGCAGGAUGCCAUGACAACCAGGCGAUGCUGGACAAAUACAGAAUUCUCAUCACGAUGGAUUCUGCUCAAGAGAGUGUCAUCACACGAGAUAUUCAUCGUACAUUUCCAGCACAUGAUUAUUUCAAAGAUACAGAAGGAGACGGUCAGGAAUCUCUAUACAAAAUCUGUAAGGCAUACUCUGUCUAUGAUGAAGACAUUGGCUAUUGCCAGGGACAGUCCUUCCUUGCAGCUGUGCUACUCCUCCAUAUGCCAGAGGAGCAGGCAUUCUGUGUAUUUGUGAAAAUAAUGUAUGACUAUGGCUUGAGGGACCUCUACAGAAAUAACUUUGAAGAUCUCCAUUGCAAAUUUUUCCAGCUGGAGAAGUUAAUGCAGGAGCAGUUACCUGACUUGUAUAGUCAUUUCUCAGACCUCAAUUUGGAAGCUCAUAUGUAUGCAUCCCAGUGGUUCCUCACUCUUUUCACUGCCAAGUUUCCACUCUGCAUGGUCUUCCACAUCAUUGACUUACUACUUUGUGAGGGUAUGAACAUAAUCUUUCAUGUAGCCUUGGCUCUCCUAAAGACCUCAAAAGAGGACCUUCUACAAGCUGAUUUUGAAGGAGCUUUAAAAUUCUUCAGGGUUCAGCUGCCCAAGAGAUACAGAGCUGAGGAGAACGCCAGGAGACUGAUGGAACAAGCUUGCAACAUUAAGGUGCCAACAAAAAAGCUGAAGAAAUAUGAGAAAGAGUACCAAACUAUGCGAGAGAGUCAACUGCAACAGGAAGAUCCCAUGGACAGAUACAAGUUUAUAUGUUUGUAGGUAACUCUCCUGCUGUUGCGCUUUUACGGGAGAUCUUCAUGAGACGCAGAAACAAAGGGUGAUUCUCAGCUACAGACACAAAAAGGAGAAAAUACACAUUGUUCUAGCACAAGCUGUGUGCAGUAACAUCCACAGAGACUUGGAAGAUGAACUCUUCCUUGACUGAUAUGAUCCUUGUUUUUCAUCUGUUUGUAGGAAACGUUAGUAAUUUUUUGUUAAUAUAAUGCCUAGUACAGUGGGAUCCUGAGCUCGCCUGGAGUCCUAAUGUACUACUGCAAUAGAAUUCAUAGUAAUAAAUAUCCUGCUUUAGAUCAGCAGAGGAAUAGAGCUUCAGUUAUUAAUAUGAUAGCUUGAUAGUUCACAAAAAAAAGAAUAGUUCUGAAAUUUUGGAUCAGUAUUGAUUAUCUUUCUGGUGUAUUUAUUUUAUUGUUACUGCUACGUUCUGUUGCCAUAGAUUUUUGUGUGAUGGAGGUUCUGCCUCUGUUUAUACUUUACAUAGAGUUCAGGAUUCAUUUAUUACUUGCUUAUUUUAAAAAGAGGUUAGAUUUCCUUAGGUGAAGCUGCCAGAGUUGAAGCACUUUACUGCGUAUUGCCCAGUUUUGCUGGGAAUUGAUGUUGCUUACACACACCUGUAUUGUUAUCCUGCUGUUCUUCAUUGUGCCUUAUUAUGUGAAAUGACAUUGCUGUUGGUAUAGAGUAUGCCUGGAAUGUGGAGUAGUAAAUAAUAGGGCGUGCAAAGGUUUACACAGUAUGUGAACGUAAGGAAAGUACACCAUGUUCAGAAAACCACAGUGUGAAAACCUGUGGCAAAAGACUAUGCCAUGCUUCAUAAAUAGGAUGAGAUAGAGUUACAGUUACAGAGAAAGUAAAACUGACUUUUUUUAAUUUUUAUUUUUUUAAAGUAUUUACCUGUGAAUAACGAUGUUUUAAAUAUAGUUCUUUUUAUGUUAAGGAGUGUACAUUUUAUGGUUCAUGAGGACCGGGACUGCUGUAGCAGCCAAGAGUUGUUAACCAGAAAAUUUAUAUUAAAAAAAUAAAAUAAAAAUUCAGUGGUUCACUCAUGCUACUGUGGAAUUAAAAUAAUGCUUAAAACCCAAAGAAGGCUUCUUUAAAGCUCUGUAGGAGCACAUUAACAAGUUAAUCUUGGGCAACCGACGCUGAAGAAUAUUAUCCCCAAACUGCAAACGAGGAUAUAAAAAGUGGCUCUUUGGCCACUGCCCGUGUGAGUCACUGUCACAGUCAAGAUCACAGCCCAAGUUUGGGCUUGUACUUUUGUAACUCACUGGAUUGGUUCUGCUCUUCCUACUGAUGCUGUGAUUAGAGAGAGGCUCCGUAACUGGUUAGCUGCACAUUGAAUGCAAAGUUUGGACUCAUUUUUCAGCUGAUGGAUGUCAUGGAGAAAUGCUUGUAAGUGUUCCCUGCUCCUUGUCUUGCUUGUGUGAUUUUAUUUAUGUGUCAGGCUGAGAUUGGUGGGAAUGGACAUUUCCAUAGUGUUUCCUUGUGGGCAGAAAGUAAAGUCAGCUUCACUUGUCCCUUAAAAGAUCACGCAGCAGCCCAUAUGCUUACAAAUGCAUUUUGUUUUGGCAGCGUCAGUGCUAGACUCUGUCCAGCUGGGCUUGAUUUGGGAAAUGACUGAGUCUCCACUGCUCUGAAGAGCUGGUAUUGCCUCUGAGCAUUGCUCUGAGCAUUGCCUCUAGCAUUGCUGCUAGCUCCCUCUGGCCUUGUGUGCUCUCUGCCUGGGCUGUGCCCCCAAGGCCCAUGUUGUUAUACUUUUUACAGCUUCUCUUCCAGAACAAAAUGUUAUUUUCAUUUACUACCCAGGAAGGAGAUGUUUCUUAGAUGCAUGGAGAUCCAUGCCGAAUAUUCCUCUUCCAGGUCGAGGAGGAAACGUGCUUGCAGUUUGUUGACAGUUUUUAGUUGUACCUGUUACAGAUUUGUUGUUUGCAGCGUGUCACAGUUCUUGUUGCCAAAAGAGAUUUGUUGGGACUAUAGAGAUGUACCUCAGCAAUGGGGGUGCGUUGGCACUUCUGAAUUGCAGUGAGGAAGGAUGUCUCUCCGUGAACUGACCUUUUGGGCACAGGAAUGCUGGGGCUGAGGAGCCCCAGGAAAGAUGCCCUGUGCCUGAGGGCAGCAGGGGUGUAUCCAGCCAGCUGGCAGGUGCUGCUCCAAAGCCACCAACCCGAGUGCUCCGUAAGCUCCAGAAAAGGGCUGGUUUUGCGAUGCCAGGCCUGCUGUUCACCAGUCAUGUUUUCUUGACAGGUCAAGGUCAUGUGCUACAAUAAGAUGUGUUACAUGCCACAGGAGUUCCUGCGCGGCUCCUGUUUCACGUGUUGAUUGCAGUAGACUUGAUUUACCAAAAGAACAGUAUUAAAGAGAGCAAUGAGAUUUGGUGUUUAUUUUCUCCUGUAUUUACAAGUAUUAUGCAGGAAAAGUGUUUUGGUUUUUUUUUUUUGGAUGUUUUCACAGUCAACUAAUUUUAUCUUUCAUUACUCAUAACAAGUUAUCACUCAUAUUUUUGUCAGAUUUUAAACGGGUGUAAAAGUAAACAAGUUCUAAAUUCCUGUUUGCCACCACUUUUCAUGAUUUUUAGUUAAAAUAAAUUAAAAAUUGCCUAUAGAAGUCAAUAAAAAAGUGACCUGUAUAUGCAGAAAAAAUAGCAAUAUGAUUCAGAUUGAUAUUUUUCUAUUUUUUUUUUCCGUGUUUAAGAACAGAACAUCUCAUGUAACAGGGUUGUGGUUGAUUUGAUAAGAAAUUGCUGAAGUUGGAUUUAGGAAUCUUUGAUUUUAAAUAAAAAGGAUAUGUCCAUGCAAAGUUGGCUGGAGUUUUCCAUUCAGACCCUGCCUGUGCCCAGGGUUCUGUUCUGAGGGUAGAAAUGCAUUUUCAUCUGUGGACUUUGUUGCACGACAGAGAUGUUGUCUGUCCGAAUAAAGGUAAUUUG
Molecule: messenger RNA, 5675 nt
Organism: Cygnus atratus (black swan)
Lineage: Eukaryota; Metazoa; Chordata; Aves; Anseriformes; Anatidae
Gene: RABGAP1L
Product: RAB GTPase activating protein 1 like
Exons: 21
Coding region: 287-2737 (816 amino acids)
Source: RefSeq, a predicted model, not a curated record